This is a messenger RNA of Gloeophyllum trabeum ATCC 11539, 1766 nucleotides long. RefSeq lists its product as uncharacterized. The transcript has 3 exons. The coding region runs from base 1 to 1719 and encodes 572 amino acids. The record is from RefSeq and is a predicted model, not a curated record. NCBI's taxonomy places the organism in Eukaryota, Fungi, Basidiomycota, Agaricomycetes, Gloeophyllales, Gloeophyllaceae.
AUGGCUGAACGUUCCCCGCUCACUGUCAUCCAUGAAAACCUAUCGAAGAUUGGUGCUAUUCCUCUGGAGGAAUACCUCGCUGCCGACCUUCCCACUUUCCAGCCGGUCUGGGAUGUCUCCUCCGGCUUCAACAAGUAUUCGACGCCUACUGGUGAUUUGAAGCUGAUCUCGCAGAGAGCGGGUGAUGAAUGUCAAAGCGAUGGCGAGCUGCAUCCCAGUGAUUCUGCGAGACUCUCGCGUACCGACACGUCUAGUGAACCUAAUGCUCAAGAGCCGGACACUCAGACGGAAGAUGGACCAGUCAUGCGCAUUGCAAAUUGCUGCACGGAAUGGAGGGCUGGUUUGGUUGAGCCUACUUGGUUGCCAAUGCACCGGUAUGGCGAGAGACUCCGUAUGUUCGGUUGUGCACUCCAGAUCAAGUUGAGUCCCGAAUGUCAGCGCGGUUACUCCGUCGAUAUUCUAUACCGUACCCUCGAAGAUGCCACAAGAGCGUGUGCUACCCUGGCGAUUGACCAGGGCGUGCUUGACUUCAUAAAGUAUGGAAACGGCCAGCUGCAGCCAACGCCGCGCACUUCACGGAGUUUGGACGAUGUCUCGACUGAUCGGACACGAAGGAGAUUCGCAUCGAUACAAGAGUUCGCCGAAUCGAUUGGAAACCCAAAGACGGACCACAUCCCCACCAAUUGGCUGAACAAGAUAAUGACACGUGCUCAUGGGGGCUUGCAGGCAAAGUUCAUAGUGAUAUCAGAACCUACCAGUACCACGGCCUGCCCUGGCUAUCUACAUGGCUGCGUACUGCGUCUGACGCGGCCGUCCGGUCAGCCUCUCACGUACAUCCUUGAGCCCGUCUUGCAGAAGCAAGAGGACGUUAAGAAUGCAGUCUGCCUGGUGGCGGCGACGCAAGGUGUGGAGGACUAUAUCGCAUCCGUCGCAAAGGAGGUCGAAAGUAGGGUGACGCCUGAGAUGAGACGGCUGGCACACGACACCGUUUUACCGCUCCUCACUGCCGAAGUCAAGGCACUACCUUCCGCGAAAAUUGAGUACAAGUACUCUCGAUCCCAUGAUGCAUGCGGCUGCACUAUGAACGUCAGUUUUGCUAACCCCUACUCAAUGCCAGAAUGCUCGCGAUCGUUUACCGUUUCAGUGGAAUAUAAAGGCGCAACCGAUGCGAAAGUCGCCGCGCUCUGUCGUGCCUAUGAGGAAGGAGUGAUAGAGUUUCUUCGCUUUCGUGGUCAGAAACCUUCACCCCAAUCUAAGACUGACCUUGCUGUCGCUGGGCCCAGCAGCCAGGCCACCGCGUCAAACAGACUCGGUAGGAAGCGCAGAGCGGAGGAGGAGGGGACGCAUGCGAACGCUUCAGGCAAUAAGAAAGCCAAAUCUGUCAUGAUCAGUGGCGCUCCCGCCGAAUCCGUGCGACGAGGAAAGAGGCGCGAAGACCUACGGGCUAGGUCCUCUGCGAUACAAACAGGCUCAGCACCGCCUUAUCAUGUCCCUUAUGCCAUUCCUGGUGCUGUUGCAAUAACUCCGUACCCUCCUCCAACGAUUGCACCGCACCCCGCUCAGUUUAGCCAUCCAGGUUACCCUCCUGUGUAUGGCCCGCCUGUACACUAUCCCGCUCCACCUCCACCUCCACCCUGGCCGAGGGGGCUAUACCCUCCCAUGCCUCCUCCGGGGGAACCUCCGGGUGCGCGGUCGCGCAGCUCUUAUGGCUAUCGAUGAGAGUUUCGCUUCUGGGUGUCAGUCCAUAUUACUUGGCAUAUCUUCGC